GGACGUUAAAGGGAGCGUUUCGUCCCCCUCCGCUCCGAGACUUUUUUGUGGGGAGCGGGCCCUCACGACGACCAGCUUUGCGCCCAAUAUUCACGUCGCCCGCCGCCCGCCGCCCACCGCCGCCCGUUUUGUCUUGCACACUUCGGAGCCCCCUUUUUCAAUGCUGCAGGCAGACACAUCGCCCUCGUGUUUGCUGUGUCUCAUGCGCUGGCCCGAGGGUUGAGCGCCGCACUCUGUCCCAUUCCGUGCGCUGUGCCAUCUUUCCCUCCCACACACCGCGCGCUUCUCCACCGCGCCCUGCCACCGCGACCACCGCGGUCAGCGACCACCGCGAUAGCGACCACUGCGAUAGCGACCACUGCCAUCAGCCACCACUGCGAUCAGCCACCACUGCGAUCAGCCACCACUGCGAUCAGCCACCACCGAUCAGCCACCACCGAUCAGCCACCACCGAUCAGCCACCACCGCGCGACCGCGACCGCACCCGCGCGAGCAUGAGCCACGGCGACUUUCUCUCGUUCGAAGAAUUCAACCGCCGCGCGGCCACGCCCCACACGCACACGACGCCCGCCGCCGUCGCCAUCGCCGCCGUCGCCGCCGUCUACGCGCUCUUCACCUUCCUCGACUUCCUCGGCUACCCGGUCGGCUUCUGGAUCCGCCGCUCGCUGCACGCCAUGGCGCGGGAGGUUGUGCGCGCGGCGUCGCCCGCGCCCUCGCUCGACUCGCAGGCCAGCGACGACUCGGCGCACAGCGGCGGCCUCAUGGGCAAUCUGUUCGGCAUGGGCGCGAGCGUCCUGUCCAAGGGCGUGCGCGGCGUCGCCAGCGCCCUGUCGCGCGGCCCCAGCGACGUGCCGCCGGGGCUGGGCAACUACGACAACUCGUGCUACCAGAACAGCGUCAUCCAGGGCCUCGCGGCGCUGCCCUCGCUGCGCAGCUACCUCGAGAAGACCACGGCCGAGCACGACUCGCUCACGGCCGACACCACCAACGGCGCCCUGCUGGAGCUGAUCAGCCAGCUCAACGACCCCGGCCAGCGCGGCCGCCACUUCUGGGUCCGCGGGACGCUCAAGUCGAUGAGCACCUUUACCCAGCAGGACGCGCAGGAGUACUACUCGCGCAUCCUCGACGAGCUGGACACGGAGCUCAAGAAGGCCAGCAGCAGCGCGAAAGAGGAAGCGGGCGGGACGGCGGCGACUGGCGAGCAGAGCGGUGCGGCCGCCAAGCAGCCAGCGGCCGCCAAGCAGUCAGCGGCCGCCAAGCAGCCAGCGGCCGCGCCGAUGCCGCUCGAGGGCGCCCUGGCGCAGCGCGUCGGCUGCACCAGCUGCGGCUACUCCGAAGGGCUCUCCCUGAUCCCGUUCAACUGCAUCACCGUCUCGCUCGGCCGCCGCAACGGCUACGACGUGCGCGAGCUGCUCGACGACCACACCGACCUCGAGUACAUUGACGGCGUCGAGUGCUCCAAAUGCACGCUGCUGAAGCUGAAGCGCACGCUCGUGCCUGUUGUGGAGAAGCAGGGCCGCGACACGCCCUUUGGCGCCCGGCUGCGCCUCGUCCAGGACGCCCUCGACGACGAGGACCUCAAGGACGCCACGCUGAUCAAGACGCUCAAUAUCCCCAAGAAGAACUGGGUCAAGAGCGAAAAGUCGAAGCAAGUCGUCGUCGCCCGCGCCCCAAAGUCGCUCGUCUUGCACGUCAACCGCAGCAUCUUCGACGAGACCACCUUUGCGCAGUACAAGAACAACGCCGGCGUGCGCUAUCCGUCGACCCUGGACCUGGCGCGGUGGUGUCUUGGCACGGCGCCGAGCAGGACCCACAAACCGGACCUCGAUCCCAAGACGGACGCGUGGCCGCGCGACCCCAAGGUGUCGAUGCUGAGCGCCGGGGCCGACGCGCCCUCGCCGUUCCAGUACCGCCUCAGAGCGGCCGUGACCCACUUUGGCACCCACGGCAACGGGCACUAUGUCUGCUAUCGCCCGCACCCCCGGCGUGUCGAGGAAAAGGACGACACCGAGCCCAAGGACGCAGACGAGGGUCGGGCAGCCGCAGAUCCAACAGCAGACGCGAAGGAGGAUCCAACAGCAGACGCAGAGGAGGAUCCAACAGCAGACGCAGAGGAGGAUCCAACAGCAGACGCAGAGGAGGAUCCAACGGCAGACGCAGAGGAGGAUCCAACGGCAGACGCAGAGGAGGAUCCAACGGCAGACGCAGAGGAGGAUCCAACGGCAGACGCAGAGGAGGAUCCAACGGCAGACGCAGAGGAGGAUCCAACGGCAGACGCAGAGGAGGAUCCAACAGCAGAUGCAGAUCCAACGGCAGACGAAGCGGACGUAGAUUCAACAGCAGACGCAGAUCCAACAGCAGACGCACAACCCGAUGUCGACAACGACGAGGAACAACAGCAACCCCCCUCGGAGCAAUGGUACCGCUUCAGCGACGACACCGUGUACGCCGUCUCCGAGCAAGAAGCACACCAGGGCAACGUCUUCAUGCUGUUCUACGAGCGCAUCGACGACGCUCCCCCGAAAGCACCCGCAACAGAACCACCAGCUGUCGUCGCUGCAGCACCCCUCCCGGCGGCCGACACAUCGCAAGCCGCCAAAGACACACAAGCAGCCAUCCGUGUCGCGUUACCAAGCGACGACGACGAGGCCUGCACCCCCCCGGGCACGACGAGCCAGGCUACACCACCACUCCCGUCAGACGAGGCCCGCGCAGCUGUCGAGGACACGCGCGAUGCACGUGCCGAUGCCAAAGCAGAAGCAGAAACAGCGCCCACGCCCACGCCCACACUCCCUAAACUCUCCCCACACACCAUGCGCACAGCGGGCAAUGCGUCGACGCGCAACUCCGGCAGUCGCGCGAGUCUGCAGCUCGUCAGCGCCUCGUAG
Didymella exigua CBS 183.55 is the source of this 2888-nucleotide messenger RNA. Its product is annotated as cysteine proteinase. The transcript has a single exon. The coding region runs from base 495 to 2888 and encodes 797 amino acids. Gene Ontology annotation, cellular component: cytosol; nucleus. NCBI's taxonomy places the organism in Eukaryota, Fungi, Ascomycota, Dothideomycetes, Pleosporales, Didymellaceae. Gene Ontology annotation, molecular function: cysteine-type deubiquitinase activity; cysteine-type endopeptidase activity. Gene Ontology annotation, biological process: protein deubiquitination. The record is from RefSeq and is a predicted model, not a curated record.